Messenger RNA from Trichechus manatus latirostris (Florida manatee), 1599 nucleotides. Its product is annotated as olfactory receptor 1A1-like. Lineage: Eukaryota; Metazoa; Chordata; Mammalia; Sirenia; Trichechidae. Gene Ontology annotation, molecular function: G protein-coupled receptor activity; olfactory receptor activity. Gene Ontology annotation, biological process: G protein-coupled receptor signaling pathway. Gene Ontology annotation, cellular component: plasma membrane. The coding region runs from base 314 to 1309 and encodes 331 amino acids. The transcript has a single exon. The record is from RefSeq and is a predicted model, not a curated record.
UUAAGUUGUGAGGACCAUGAGGGCAGAGACUAUGCCUCAAUUUGCCUUCUUUUCUCCAACACAGUGCUUAGCACAGAUUUCAUUCUUCCUAAUUAUAUGUUCAACAAAUGGAUUAAUGAACUGUAUUUUUCUCAAAUUUGUGAUUUUCUAUGAGGCCUAACAGAGUGUUUAGCAAAUGAAGUGUCUACGGGUGACUAAUAAUUAGUCCCACUGACCAGCAAGGACUCUUUCCCCAACAAUAUUAGCUAUCUCAGGGUUUAGUAAGCUAGGUAGAGAGGUAGCUGAACUUUGGAGUCAAAGGUGGUGGAUAAAGAUGAUCACUACACACAGUAAAUUCAUUAGUAAUCUGGACUCUUCUCCCUUUCAUAGUGAAGGAGUCAUGAAGGAAGAAAACCAGUCGUCUACCAUGGGUUUCAUUCUCCUGGGAAUUAUCGGUCAGCAACAGCAGGAAGACGUCUUCUUCAUCCUCUUCCUGUUUAUUUACCUCAUCACACUGAUUGGAAAUCUGCUCAUUGUCUUGGUCAUUCGUUCCGACAUUCGCCUUCACAACCCCAUGUACUUUUUCCUUGCUAAUCUCUCCUUUGUUGACAUCCUCUUCUCGUCUGUAACCGUUCCUAAAAUGCUAUCAAACCAUUUCUCGGGCAGCAAAGCUGUUUCCUUUGGAGGAUGCAUAACACAGAUGUAUUUCAUGAUUGACUUGGCUACCACAGAUAGCUACAUCUUGGCUGUGAUGGCAUAUGAUCGUGCUGUAGCCAUCAGCCGCCCUCUUCAUUACACAACAAUUAUGAGCCCGAUGACUUGCUUUCUGCUUGUUGUUGGGUCUUGGGUGAUUGCAAACGCCAACACCCUCCCCCACAUUCUGCUCACAGCUAGUCUGUCCUUCUGUGGCAACCAGGAAGUGGCCAACUUCUACUGUGACAUUUCCUCUUUGCUCAAGUUGUCCUGUUCUGACAUCCACUUUAACGUGAAAAUGAUGUACCUAGGGCUUGGUAUUUUCUGUGUGCCAUUAAUAUGUAUCAUUAUCUCCUAUAUUUGGGUCUUUUCCACCGUCUUACGGGUUCCAUCCACCAAGGGUGUGCUCAAAGCCUUUUCUACCUGUGCCUCCCACCUCACAGUUGUUUCUUUGUAUUAUGGGACAGUGAUGGGCAUGUAUUUCCGUCCUCUGACCAGUUACAGCCUAAAGGAUGCAGUGAUAACUAUGAUGUACACAGCAGUGACCCCAAUGUUAAAUCCUUUCAUCUAUAGUCUGAGAAACCGGGACGUGAAGGCUGCCUUGGGGAAACUCUUCAGCAAGACAAUUUCCUCAUAACCAAUGUGAGGUCAUACACUGGGGAUGGCAGUCACCAUUAAGGAUGCACAUAGAGUGCAGCCAGCCUCAAUGUCAUCCCCCUCCAAGAAACCAUCGCUGAUCUUUGCAGCCAGAAAAUUCCUCUUCUCAAAAAUCUUGUAAUUGUUUGAUGAGACAUCUUACUGACACGUUGUACACAUUGUUGCUCCUUUGGCAGAGUGGCAGUACACAAAUACUGGGUUCAUGUCCCAGUUAUGCUACUGACUAGCAUAGUAAAGUUAAGAAAGUUUGAACCUAGGAUCCCACAUCUA